AUGUCUGCCGAAUUCAACCCUCGUGUGGCGAUCGUCACUGGAGCUGGGCAGGGUAUUGGGCGAGCAAUCGCCCUUAGGUUGGCCGACGACGGCUUGGAUAUCGCCGUUAACGAUAUCGCAAGUAAUUCUGUGAAGCUGGACGAGGUCGUAGGCGAAAUCCAGGCAAAGGGCUGCCGUGCCAUUCCGCUCAUUGCAGAUGUCUCCGUCGAGGCGGAAGUGAAAACCAUGGUUGAGAAAGCCGUCGAAGAAUUAGGCGGGCUUGAUGUAAUGAUAGCCAAUGCAGGCGUUGGGGGCGGAGCCAAACCGCUCACUGAAAUGUCCACGGAGACAUGGGACAUGGUUAUGUCAGUCAAUGUGCGCGGGACCAUGCUCUGUUACAAGUUCGCGGCCCAGCAUAUGAUCAAGCAGGGUCGUGGUGGCAGGAUUAUUGGGGCGUCUUCUGUUCUUGGAAAGAAGGGUGUCGCGAAGACGUCUGCCUAUUCCACGACGAAAUUCGCCAUAAGAGGCCUCACACAAUGUCUUGCGCAGGAGCUUCAACCGUACAACAUCACCGUGAACGCAUACGCGCCAGGCUUGAUUCUCACCCAACUGACGGUGUUUGAAGAAGACAAGUACUUCGGCGGCAACCAUGGAGCAGCGCUGAAACAUCUGUUGGGAGAGCGUCCAGAUGGUCCGGAAGCAACCCCGGAGGUCGUCGCGAGCGUCGUUUCCUACUUGAUCAAGCCGGAGGCCCACUUCAUCACCGGCCAAUCACUCUCCGUUAAUGGCGGCAUUUACAUGGAAUAA
Sparassis crispa is the source of this 786-nucleotide messenger RNA. RefSeq lists its product as uncharacterized. The transcript is spliced from 9 exons. Lineage: Eukaryota; Fungi; Basidiomycota; Agaricomycetes; Polyporales; Sparassidaceae. The record is from RefSeq and is a predicted model, not a curated record. Bases 1 to 786 code for a protein of 261 amino acids. Gene Ontology annotation, molecular function: oxidoreductase activity, acting on the CH-OH group of donors, NAD or NADP as acceptor.